This is a messenger RNA of Nelumbo nucifera (sacred lotus), 537 nucleotides long. Its product is annotated as dirigent protein 5-like. The record is from RefSeq and is a predicted model, not a curated record. Lineage: Eukaryota; Viridiplantae; Streptophyta; Magnoliopsida; Proteales; Nelumbonaceae.
AUGCAAGGGUUCAUACACAAGGCUGCAUCUUCCAUUCUCUUUAUCGUGCUGGUAGUGCAGGCAGUUUCGGCCUACAAGAAGAGGCCGGAACCUUGCAAGAGGCUGGUGCUCUACUACCACGUCUUGUUCGACGGCACCAAUGAGGCCAACGCUACAUCUGCCAUUGUUUCCAACAUCACCAAGCUCGGCGACUUCAAUUUCGGACAGUUUGUAGUUUUUGACGAUCCUAUGACCGAUGACCACCACCUUCUAUCCCCGCCGGUCGCCCGGGCGCAGGGCUUUUACUUCUAUAACAUGAAGACUACGUACAAUGCCGGAUUUGCUUACAAACUGAUAUUCAACUCAAGCGACUACAAAGGAACCCUGAACCUGAUGGGUGCAGACAUAAUUGCUCAGGAGGCUCGGGACAUUUCAGUGGUGGGUGGCACAGGAGACUUCUUCAUGGCAAGAGGGAUCUGCACAUUACGAACUGAUACAUUCCAGGGUAAUGCUUAUUUCCGUCUGCAGAUGGACAUCAAGCUGUAUGAAUGUUAUUGA